Molecule: messenger RNA, 1327 nt
Organism: Dipodomys spectabilis (banner-tailed kangaroo rat)
Lineage: Eukaryota; Metazoa; Chordata; Mammalia; Rodentia; Heteromyidae
Gene: Cdk7
Product: cyclin dependent kinase 7
Exons: 12
Coding region: 104-1144 (346 amino acids)
Biological process (GO): positive regulation of transcription by RNA polymerase II; protein phosphorylation
Cellular component (GO): nucleus; transcription factor TFIIH holo complex; cytoplasm
Molecular function (GO): cyclin-dependent protein serine/threonine kinase activity; RNA polymerase II CTD heptapeptide repeat kinase activity; ATP binding
Source: RefSeq, a predicted model, not a curated record
GCCUGAGGGGCGGAAGUAGCUGUUGGAAGCCUCCUCCCGGCUUUAAAUCCUUGCGGUCUCGGGAGCUCGGCGCUCGUUGCUGGGGUCCGGCGUCGCGCGCCUGAUGGCUCUGGACGUGAAGUCUCGAGCAAAGCGCUAUGAGAAACUGGACUUCCUCGGGGAGGGGCAGUUCGCCACAGUAUAUAAAGCCAGAGAUAAGAACACCAGCCGGAUCGUCGCCAUUAAGAAAAUCAAACUUGGACAUAGAUCAGAAGCUAAAGAUGGUAUAAACAGAACAGCUUUAAGAGAGAUAAAAUUAUUACAGGAGCUAAGUCAUCCAAAUAUAAUUGGUCUGCUUGAUGCUUUUGGACAUAAAUCUAAUAUUAGCCUUGUCUUUGACUUUAUGGAAACUGAUUUAGAGGUUAUAAUAAAGGAUAAUAGUCUUGUGCUGACACCUUCUCACAUUAAAGCAUAUGUGUUGAUGACUCUUCAAGGGUUAGAAUAUUUACAUCAGCAUUGGAUUCUACAUAGGGAUCUAAAACCAAACAAUUUGUUGCUAGAUGAAAACGGAGUGCUAAAACUGGCAGAUUUUGGCCUGGCCAAAUCAUUUGGGAGCCCUAAUAGAGCAUAUACACAUCAGGUUGUAACCAGAUGGUAUCGGGCCCCUGAGUUGCUAUUUGGAGCUAGGAUGUAUGGUGUGGGUGUGGAUAUGUGGGCUGUUGGCUGCAUAUUAGCAGAAUUGCUUCUAAGGGUACCUUUUCUGCCAGGAGACUCAGAUCUUGAUCAGCUAACAAGAAUAUUUGAAACUUUGGGCACACCUACUGAGGAGCAGUGGCCUGACAUGUGCAGUCUUCCUGAUUACGUGACAUUUAAGAGUUUCCCUGGGAUCCCAUUACAACACAUCUUCAUUGCUGCAGGAGAUGACUUGCUUGAACUAAUACAAGGCUUAUUCUUAUUCAAUCCUUGCACUCGAAUUACAGCCUCACAGGCAUUGAAGACGAAGUACUUCAGUAACCGGCCAGGUCCAACCCCUGGUUGUCAGCUGCCAAGACCAAACUGUCCAGUGGAGACAUUAAAGGAGCAGUCCAAUCCAGCCAUGGCAACAAAACGGAAACGAACAGAGGGCUUAGAGCAAGGAGGAUUGCCUAAGAAGCUGAUUUUUUAGUAACAGAGACCGUGGACAGUGUUGCUAUUGAAGGAAAUAGUCUGAAAAGAAAAUAAGAAAAAAGUAAACAUUAAAUAAAUGCUAUAGAAGUGAACUUGUAAAUAAUCUACACGUGUAAAAUAUGUAAAAUUAUGUUAUUUUUAUUAAAUGUAUUUUAAAAUUAAAAAACUCUUCUUUUUCUGA